UGCAAGGUGAUUCUGGAUGCAAUCAAGCCGAUGGCUGUUUGGCCGUGGUGUGGCCGUUGUCAACGAUCAACUUGCAUGUGCUCAGCACUCACAAUUCGCUGUCAUGAGCUGCUCGCCGCCAAGAUCGAGGAUUGCUCGCCUCGCCUCGGCUUGUGCGUCUAGGUGCCAGGCGGAAUAGAAGGUUAGUCAUGGCCUGCGCAAGGCUCUGGAUAGGCGCGGAGCACUUGUCCCUCGGGCUUGCCGUGGGACUUGGGAAAGUUCAAGUUCAAGAUGUAUGUUCUCCUACUCUGCUCUCCCAACAUCCUACACUUCACGAUUCUCCUGCGCUGGACGCUCGUACUUUGCCCUUCAUUCGUUUCAUUGUACCCAACCUCUACAUUGACGUUCAUUCAGUAACUUGUGGAGAGCUCGUCAUCUGGGAGUGCGUAUCGAACUGGAUUCAAUCUCCCAAACACAUCCUCCUCACUAGCUCCAAACACGAGCACUGCGCCGGCCGCACUGGACACUUUCUCCUUCUGCUCCUUGGCCUUUCGCCCGCAUCCGCCGGGGUCAAACUUCUUAGCUGUUCAGUUUCUUCGCAAUCCAUUUGCCACCUUCAAGUCAAUCUUACGAAGUGCGCAUAGUCGCCGACCUUUGCCUCCAAGUCGACGCAGGUGCGAGCAGACAGUAUGUCGUCCAAUUCUGAUC
Molecule: messenger RNA, 687 nt
Organism: Ceraceosorus guamensis
Lineage: Eukaryota; Fungi; Basidiomycota; Exobasidiomycetes; Ceraceosorales; Ceraceosoraceae
Exons: 1
Coding region: 189-623 (144 amino acids)
Source: RefSeq, a predicted model, not a curated record